AUGAUAGAUGAGUUGGGGAUAUAUUUUCUGCUAUAUGACCGAGCUGGGUAUGGAGAGAGUGAUCCAAAUCCAAAUCGUUCAGUGAAGAGUGAAGCCCACAUUGAAGAACUAGCCGACCAAUUACAGCUUGGAUCAAAAUUUUAUGUGAUUGGAGUGUCAAUGGGGUCAUAUUCUACCUGGAGUUGCCUCAAAUACAUACCACCAGAAAUGGCUCCCUUCAACUUCUGUCAUGGAAAAAAUCCGGUAUUCUUCAACACUAGAGACAUUGAUGCCCUCAAAACAGCCCCAGGCUUCCCAAUGCACACUAAGGACAAAUUACGGCAAAAAGGGGUUUUCGAUACCCUGCAUAAUGACUUUAAAGCAGCUUUCAGUCAUUGGGAUUUUGAUCCAAUGGAUCUAAGUAAUCCAUUCUCCCAAAAUCAGAGUGCCGUUCACAUUUGGCAAGGUUAUGAAGAUAAGGUUGUGCCAUUUCAAUUGCAAAGAUACAUUUCAUUGAAACUACCCUGGAUUCAGUAUCAUGAAGUUCCUGAUGGUGGGCAUUUGAUCAUCCAUUAUGCUGGUUUAUGUGAAACCAUCCUCAGGGCACUUUUGCUCGGUGAAGAAUUACUUCGGUACAAACCUAUUACAGCCUAUCACUUCCCUAAAGCAGAGAAGCUUGCGUCUAUACAUUCUUCUUAUAUGCUAUUUCAUUGCAAUGCGGAAUAA
Messenger RNA from Argentina anserina (silverweed cinquefoil), 705 nucleotides. RefSeq lists its product as uncharacterized. Lineage: Eukaryota; Viridiplantae; Streptophyta; Magnoliopsida; Rosales; Rosaceae. The record is from RefSeq and is a predicted model, not a curated record. The transcript has 4 exons. The coding region runs from base 1 to 705 and encodes 234 amino acids.